Messenger RNA from Hemibagrus wyckioides, 2159 nucleotides. It is a transcript of the gene ubxn11, whose product is annotated as UBX domain protein 11. Lineage: Eukaryota; Metazoa; Chordata; Actinopteri; Siluriformes; Bagridae. The record is from RefSeq and is a predicted model, not a curated record. Gene Ontology annotation, biological process: proteasome-mediated ubiquitin-dependent protein catabolic process. The transcript is spliced from 14 exons. Gene Ontology annotation, molecular function: ubiquitin binding. Bases 97 to 1515 code for a protein of 472 amino acids.
CAACGGUCAGAGCUGCGCGCGCGGACACAGCUACGAGUUCCGGGAUGUUUUAAAUGUUUGUUUGUUUACAGAAUUAAAAGUUUUUAAAUCAUUAAAAUGUCUUCUCCUCUCUCCACACUGAGGAAGAACAGGAGAGCCCCUCUACCGCAGAGUCAAGGUGAAAGAGGAAGAAGAGAUCAGGUGGAAAGGAGCGAGGCAGAGUAUGAAGCCUCACUGGUCAGAGACCUCUUCCCCGCGAGACAGCCGGGGUCAGAGGUCACAGACAGCCGCAACACUCUCAGGUCAAUGGUCACGCCCAGAAGGAGUCCUAAAGAAGUGUCUCCACCCUCUGAUUUUGAGCUGAUGUCCAGCAUAAUGAAGAAACUCGCGCAGUUAGAGAGGAAGGUGACGUCACAGGCGCUGGACAUCGAGAAGAAGAAUAGAAGAAUAGAGGAUCUGGAGGAGAAACUCCGUCUGCUUCUCGAGAAGUCUGGGAGAGAGCAGCAGGAUGAUGAGGAUCUGGACAGGAAGUGUGGCAGGCUUCAGCAGCAGGUGUGGGAGAUGGAGAAGUUUCUGAGCGAUUACGGGCUGAUUUGGGUCGGAGACGGAGAGAACAAGGACCAUGAAGCUAUAAACCCACAAACAUCACAACACACAGGAGCCCUACUGGUCAGGAGCUUCUCGGUGAACUUUGACCUGGUGCUGCAGAACGUCCGGGAUCUGAACGUUCUGGCAGGAGAAGGAGGAACUCGCAUCACCUUAGUUCCCGGAGGAGCCAAACUGACGCAGCAGCCUGCUGUAGACCUACAGCUCUACAGAAACGGCAUGGUGAUGUCCCACAGCCCCUUUAGAGCCUACACAGAACCGCAAACACAGAGAUUCCUUCAGGACCUGAUGGAUGGAUAUUUUCCCUCUGAGCUGAGGGACAGGUUUCCUCAUGGUGUACUCUUUCAGGUGGAUGACAGGCGGGAGGAGGAGUUUAGGACAGAGUUUCCAGGGAAAGGUCACACAGUUGGCGGAUCAGAACAGGAAGUGAUGCGUUACAGAGAAGAAACCAGUGAGAAAUUUUUAAGCUGUGAACCAGACAGAAAGUUGUCACUGCAGCAGUUCCUGAAUAAACUCCCGGAGUGUGUGGUGAAAGGAGGAAACAUCAUCAACAUUCGCUCGUCACUCAAACACCAUCUGCAGGGGUGUGAUGGAGCUGAGAGUUGUGUAUUGAGCGUAAUAGACACUCCUGCGUUACAGACUCUGAGAGGAAGACCGGAGUGUGAUAAAGUGUGUGAGAUCUCCAGCCUGCGAGUGAGAUCAGAGGAUGGAGAGAAGACCUUUAUUCUGAAAAUGUUCUUCUCUGAGACUAUCGGAGAUUUACGCCGAUAUCUGGACGCUCACAGAGGCUUCAGCCAACCUCCCUAUGACAUCAUCAGCGCCUUACCGCGUCAGUGUUACCAUAGCGACGAUAACCAAACACUUCUACGGUGCGGUCUGAUCCCUAGCGCUGCUUUGCUGUUAAGGCUCCACCCACCAGUGACAUCAUAGAAAUGCAAUAAGAAAAGAAGAGGAUUCAGUAAUCGCUGGGUUUUAUUCUUAAAUACAACAAAAACGUUAAAGUUACGAUUCAGAUUCUUUAUAAUAACUAUUCAAUAUUAAACUCCAGAAACUGUCUGUGUGUGAUUAGAAAAUAAUACGAGUUUGAUAGAAUGAGUAAUAUAAUUAUUAACAUAUCUUUCUUUCUCAGCCAAUCACAAAGCAGUACACACACACACACACUUUGUGUCCUGUUUUAUAUUUUGACCCCCAAAGUUUAUUCAAAUAAAUUAAAAAUAAAUUGUGUGUGUGACUGUGUGUAUGAUGUAGAAGGAGUCUCCAGUGUCAGUGCUGUGUAUCAGUCAGAGGUGAAGCUGGACCUUCAUCAGGUCAGGAGUUCACACUGCUUUGUGUUUUUUCCCUCAGUGUGACUCUUAAUAACAUAAGAGAGAGAAUAAAGAGAGACUGCUGAGGGGACGAGUGUUUAUAGCUGACAGAGAGAGAGAAUAAAGAGAGACUGCUGAGGGGACGAGUGUUUAUAGCUGACAGAGAGAAAAUCACAUUCAGGAACAGAGAGAAGAGUUUUUAUUUCUAGUGUGUGUGUGUGUGUGUGUGUGUAACGUCCAUGAAAAUAAACAACCAGCUGAUAUAAAUAA